GUUUAUUUUGAAACCGGAUAAGUUUAAAUCUAUUUUGCUUCUAAAUUAAUGACCUGUACUGGUUCCUCCCACUCUGAUAUGAUCAGAAAACUUUUUGGUGUUAAAUUUCAAUUUGGAUAUGGUAUCUGUUAUAGCAAGUCCAAUUUUAUACAUUUUUUUUUGUAUGAAAAUAAUAGAUAGAUUCCUCCGAUUCUACUAGGUGGUACAUUGUGGGAAAAAAAUACUAGGUAAAUUUAAGAAGUCAAAAUUCUAUUCAUUGAGAAAAGAAAGCAACAGGUUAUGCUAUCUUGAAAUUUUUAUUUUAAAUCCUUUCCAUUGAAAAGUAAUCUGGUGUAAAGACAUGACUAUAAUAAAAAACUGUAAUUAAAUUUUAUAGCACAGUUACUAUGAUAUAUCUGUAAUAAUCUAAGUAACAAAUCUUUACAGGGUCUAAACAGGACAAAAUUGUGUAUCACUUGGGUUAUAUGACAUUGUCUGCCUAUCUGUUCAAAAUGCUAUUCUUCUAGUGCACCAUUAUUGUCGCAAAAGUCAUCAAAAGACCAUUGUUUAGCAUUAAAAUUCCGUUGGAUCAUAUUCAAUUAGAUUGAAUAUCUGUUGUAUGAACUAUGUAGAUAAAUCUAAAUGAUGGGGUUAAAUUUGUAACAAUGCUGGCUACAUAUUUGCCAUUUUAGGAACAAGUUAAAACCCAUAAUUACUGCCUUCCAUAAUGCAUAGUUACUCUGUGGGGAUAUUUUUCCUCUAAAAUUUGCAUUAAAUCUAGAUAUACUUUAUAUAUGGACAAUGCCAGUGGACUAUUAAUGGAAAGUACAGAUCGUUUACAGUCAGGUAGCAUGGCCAGUAACGGCGACUCAAUGGCACCAGAUGAGAUGUACCUCAUGCUGCAAGCAGAUAUGGUCAGUAUAAAGCAGCAAGAACAACUACUACAAACUGAGAUAGAAGAGAUCGCUUCCAAAUUCCAUAACCUACUAGAAACUUGUGGUAUUGACUCUGAUACUGGUUCUGGAACAAUGGCUCCACCAUCCACUCCUUCGUUUUUGAAGACUACUUCUGGGUCUCUCACUCACGUCACAAACCUAGAGACUCCUACAUUCCUGAAACAGACACCUGGGAAGACAACUUACACACUGUCAGACAGCAGCGAUGAUGACGAAACCCGCUCCAUGUUUCCAGACUGCAUGAUAGACGCGGUUGUCAACAAAACUGACGGUCUACCUCUUGACAUCUCCACACUCUCAAACAAGACCCUAGUUGUGGACAGGAACUCUAACUACAUCGACUCGCCUCACAAUGAAUCAAACGAGAACACACCUGUGAUCGAGGCACUUCCAAGUCUAGAGAAAAUCUCGCCGUCAGACUCCACAACUUCGUCUUCAAGCAGUAGUUCUCACAAAAUGUCAUCUUCUGAUGGAUACCCAAAAUCAGAUGAAUCUACAGACAAUCAGAUAGUGCCUGAGUGUUAUGACCUUGAUAAGGAAUUUAUGUCUAGACUUCAGUAUUAUUCAGACUUUACUCUUGACCGCCAGAGAAAGAUUAACUCUAUGGUCGCUAGUUUUGGUUGUGCAACUGACACAGUUCCAUGCACAGCAACGGAAGACAUUCUGACGCGUCAUGUUGAAGGCAAGGAAUCCUCUCCAGAGAAACCAGUGUUUGUUAAGCCUGUUUUACCUCCUCCAUCAACUAGUUCUGGUUCUGAUUAUCUCUCUACACCUACUUCACGUCAUCAUCGUACACGCAAGGAGCGUACUCGUCGUCAUUCCAGAACAAGCAGGAAAAGUUCAUCACAACCACUUGCUUCGUCUACAAUGCUGGAAGACAGUUUCUCAUCAGGUAGUAGUCGUGGCAGUAACAGAGGAAGCUCACUCAUCCCAAAAGCUUCUUCAACCAUGAUCUGUGAUUCAGGGUCUUCAAGUGGCAGCAGCCGUAGGAACCGCACCAGUGGCUCUAACCCACGUGCCUGUUCAACAAUGCUCAACGAAUCUUUCCUAUCAUCCGGCUCAGGUGGAUCUAGUGGUAGCAAACAUCGUAGUUCAUCAAUCCCAAUGGCCAACUCCACAAUGAUCCAUGAUCAUCCAGAAAAGAUCCCUUACAGCACUGAACCAACAAUAUCUGUUAUCCAACACAACAGUGACACAAAUAUUCAUAGUGACAAUGACUGUGAAAGUGUUUAUACGUGGUCUAUUCAUGAUAGUGACAAUGGCUCAGACAGAGAUAUAAGUCUUGAGGAAUCUUACAUGCGUAAAGUAACUCAUAGUCAGAAGAAAACUUCCAAUAAACCACCUCUUCCACCAUGUAAGCGUGUUCGUAGUGGAAGUGUAAGUUCUCACGAUAGUGACUGUGAAAUAAAAUGCCAGGAUCAUCAAUUACAUAAACUUCUCGGUGAGCCUUGCUCAAAAACUAUUCUUGAAUCAGUUUCUGCCAUAGAACCCAGCGACACGUGCAGGGAAGGGAUUUUAUUUGUUGAAAGUUUAUGCGAUGAAACUGCAUGUGCUGUGCCUAAGUCAAACACCAUACCUCGUUCUAGCACUCGUGUGAAAUUACAGGACAAAUCUAGUGGUAGUUCAUCUAUGGAAGCGCGAAGGGCAUCAUUACCCGAUCUUACUAGUGUAUGCACUUCUAACAAUAAUGAUGAUGCAAGUGUUCAUGACUCUAGUUGUAGUAUUAGUGAGGAUGAUAUCACCGCGAUGUCUGAACGUCCUGAUGUGCAGGGCAAAUCAAGUUCGAGCAAUGACAAUGCUAACGCUGGUGGCGUAUCUCAGGGUAGUGCUAAUGUUGACUCAAUUCUUACAGACAGUCCAAACAGUAUAUGUAGUAGUGGUAUAAAUGCUCCAUACAAUUCACCGGGAACCAACGCCAGUAGUAGUUCACGUGUGAGUUGUUCUACAACUAGUGAUGCUCGUUCAUCAGACUCUAACAUAAACACUCGUGCUCCCCCAGUGACAUUUGUACCCAGGAAUAUCCCAGUGUCUGUUAACUCCCCAAAAGUUCAAAACAUUGAAGUCCCCACAGAAAAUGAUGGUGCAGUGUUUAAGGUUCCAAAACAAACUCAACCACUGAGGAACUUAUUCAGAUUCAGGCGCAAAAGCAAAACUCCCGAUAUGAAAACUUCUACACCGAAGGAAUCAGUCAGAAUGGCUUCAGGUCAGCUGCAGAGUAAACGCCAGUUGUUCCCAUCAAAUGGUACAGCUAACUUGCAGAGUGAAGCGAAGGUUAUGGACAAAAAAGCUGUGAUUCGUAAAUUUAAGAAAUUCAGUGAUAGUUUUAGACAGCGAGAUCGCUCAGGGAAACCACAGAUUCAGACUCUUGCCAACUUGUAAAGAUGUUGUAUAUAUUUUUGAUGAACAGUAUUAAUGCAUCUGACUGUGCAAUGUUAUAUAUGUUGUCAUUAAACGAACAUUUUUAUGCAAAUGUUUGACUCACAAUUCUUACUUAGAAAUGACUUGUUCAUUGUAGUGCUGUUUUAAUGUUCAUGGUUGUGAAAUAAUGGUUGUGUAAUUUUUGUUAAAGCUCUUAUUAAAGUACAGAUCAGUAUUAUUUCAAAAUUAGAGAUAAAAGUAACCAAUGUAUUAUGAUAAUUUUAAGCUUUCAGUUUUAUUAAAGACUGCUUUUUAAUCAAAGAAUCAUUCAGUUUUUAAUUAUUUUAAACAUUUUUUUCUACCAUUGAAAUUCAAUUCUUAAAAAGCUGAGAUGCUGACUUGUGUUCUUUAUUUGUUUUUUUGGUAGUUACAUAUAUGUGUAAUGAUACAUGUGUAAUUGUAUAAUAUGUACAAAAUGAUUACAUGACUAUUUAUUGUUACAGUGCUGCUGUAUGUUGUUAAAGAUCAAAGUAAAUAAUUAUAUAUAUAUGAAAUUGA
Molecule: messenger RNA, 3851 nt
Organism: Mercenaria mercenaria
Lineage: Eukaryota; Metazoa; Mollusca; Bivalvia; Venerida; Veneridae
Exons: 3
Coding region: 774-3314 (846 amino acids)
Source: RefSeq, a predicted model, not a curated record